UCGAUACAUGGCCGCCUCCCGGCGCCGGGAGGCGCCGGGAGAAUCAGCUAUGCGAGCUGAUUCUCAAACCCACCCCCUUUGCUAUCCUUUCCUUUCGCCCGGCCCGAAAGAACACAGCGAAGCCCCGGCGCGGAUGCGCCGCGGCACGAGCUCGUCGCAGCCAUCUUGGCGCGAGCUGUGCGGCUCCUGCUGCCGAGGCCCCCCCCCCGUUCGGGGCGGCAGGGCGGCGGCGCGCACCAGGGAUCACCGGAGCAGAGAGCGCGCCGCGCGCCCCUUCGGCCGCCGCUCGUCGUGGGGGGGGGGCGCAUGCAGGCCGCCCCGGGCAGCCGGGCGGCGCUGAGGCGCCUGCUGGGCAGCUGCCCCGCCCUGCACAGGCACUUCGUGGGCGUCCCGCUGUCCGCGGGGGCGAUCCCCCACGCGCCUCUAACGGGGCAGGUCCGGCACGCGGGGAGGCGGCGGAAGUCCAUCGUCGAGGAUGGGGUCGAGGAGCUUUCGCGCACCUCUGCGGUCGUGGUGCCACCCCGCACGAGCGAGGAGGAGGCCGAGUCCGGCUUCGCGCUGCCCGAGGUGCCCGCAGAGAUCUUGGAUGCUUGGGAGAAGGAUGAGAUGGCGCAGGAGGCGUUGGGUAUGUUCUCGUCGGAGGAGUUUCAGGGCAAGGGGGUGAUGUCCCACAGGGACGUGGCUCGCAUGCUGGAGCUGAUGGGAUGUGAUAGGCUCACGUUCUUGCGCAUGCUGAACGACGAGGGCGACGACGAUGAUGACGAGGGUGCCGACGAAAGCGGCAAAGGAAAGGGCAGACAGGGUAGGAAGGGAGACUUGCUCGCUGACGACGAGCCUUGGGCUCCCAGAGGAGGAGGGAAAGGAGGAAAGAAGGGUGUCAAGGGCUUAGAUGAUAGGAUGGACUCAGACGACAGCGACGACGAGCCUGAAUUUGGCAAAGGGGGUGGCAAGAAGGGCUACAAGGGCUCAAAAGGCAAGUCUAGCGGCUUCCAGAGGCGAGGAGACGACAGCGAUGACGAGCUUGACUUCGACAGACGAGGCGGCAAGAAUGGCCACAAGGGCUCAAAAGGCAAGUCUGGCGGCUUCCAGAGGCGAGACGACAGCGACGACGAGCUUGACUUCGACAGAGGAGGCGGCAAGAAGGGCUACAAGGGCUCAAAAGGCAAGUCUGGCGGCUUCCGGGACGACAGCGACGACGAGGACUUCGCGUUCCCGCGGGGCAAGGGGAAGGGCGGCAAAGGAGGCGGCAAGGGCAAGGGCAAGGGCGGAUUCGGCAAGGGCGGCUUCGGCGGUUUCUGACACCCUCUGGAGCUCCAGAGGACGGCGAGGACGGUAGAAGAAGAGGUAGCACUUGCAUACGCAUUAUUCAUUUCAUUUGGCUUACAGGCAUGCAGCAUGCGAAUUGUCUUUCGGUAUCAUACGUUUCUGCAUUGAAAGAAAGGGCGACGCAAACAGUCAUCGUCAACAACAUCGCGUAAUUAUCAGCAGCGAUUUCGAGAGAGGCAACGCGAUCAUCAUGCGA
This is a messenger RNA of Prorocentrum cordatum, 1522 nucleotides long. The record is from the annotation of a GenBank genome assembly. Lineage: Eukaryota; Dinophyceae; Prorocentrales; Prorocentraceae.